Pseudomassariella vexata is the source of this 528-nucleotide messenger RNA. RefSeq lists its product as uncharacterized. The coding region runs from base 1 to 528 and encodes 175 amino acids. NCBI's taxonomy places the organism in Eukaryota, Fungi, Ascomycota, Sordariomycetes, Amphisphaeriales, Pseudomassariaceae. The transcript has 3 exons. The record is from RefSeq and is a predicted model, not a curated record.
AUGCGACAAGGCUUUUCAUGGCCCGGAUUGAAACGUGAAAACCUCAUGGACACAGCACGCGCGGGAAACACCCCCGAAGUCGGUCCAAGCCAUGACCAAGAAAUUCCAUGCCCUAUUGGCCGACAUUGUCAUUUGAUGGCCGCAGGUUUAAUGACCUGCGGUGACCGCCGUCAUUGGUCAACGCUUAAACUUGCUUCAGAAAUGAUUAUCCUGGGGAGUACUCGAUUAGCGUACCACUGGCUGGAGAAGGUUGACAUCCCCCAGACUCCUGGGGUAGUAUGGGGUCUUCCGGGGUAUUUCUUUUGCAUGCCUACCCACGGCUUUUACUACCUAAAUCAACUCGUUCAUCUGGUCGAUUGUCUAAUGGUAGGAUCUCAGCAAGGUUCCAUUUUGCAAGCCAAUCUGCCACGUCCUCACUACGAGACCAACCAACCCACGAGGGACAUGGCACAUGCCGAAGAUAGCAGUUUGGUGAUUCGUCACACUCUCCACAUAUACGGAAAACGCAUUCAGUUUAAAGCCACGUGA